This is a messenger RNA of Octopus bimaculoides (California two-spot octopus), 815 nucleotides long. Its product is annotated as calcium and integrin-binding protein 1. The record is from RefSeq and is a predicted model, not a curated record. Gene Ontology annotation, molecular function: calcium ion binding; magnesium ion binding. Lineage: Eukaryota; Metazoa; Mollusca; Cephalopoda; Octopoda; Octopodidae.
UUAAAUGUGUAUGACUGUUAUAAGAUGCUUGCUGAAGGUAGAGAUAUAGACAGAAAUACAAGACUUGAUCAAGAAACAAUAUGUCGGCUGCCAGAGUUAAAGGUGAAUCCAUUUAAAGACAGAAUUUGUAAAGUUUUCUCUUCCAGUGAUGAUGGCUCAAUGACAUUUGAAGACUUUUUAGAUAUGAUGUCAGUAUUUAGUGACAGUGCUCCAAAGAAUGUCAAAGUUAAUUAUGCUUUUAAGAUUUAUGAUUUCAGUAAUAAUAACAUGAUAACAAGUCAAGACUUAAAGGAAGUUGUUCAGCGUAUAACAAUGCCUGAUGAAUCAAGUGAUAAGCUAGUGGAUGAGGACUUACAGUUGCUUAUAGAUAAUAUUAUGGAAGAAGCAGACUUAGAUAAUGAUGACUGUUUGUCCUUCCAAGAAUUUGAACAUGUCCUCUCAAAGUCACCAGAUUUUGCAUCAUCAUUCUGUAUCCAUUUGUGAUUUUCUUCAUUUGUCAAUGAAGUUCUUCUUUGACUGGAACACAGGAAUAUUUUUCACUUAAAUAAUACCAAUAUUUUUUUAAUAACAACUAAAAUAUAUAUACUGUUGAUUGACUGAAUUCAAGAUAGUAGUUCACAAAUUCUUGAAAAUUGAUUAAUAAGGCAAACCUGCUAUUCUCCAUACUCUAACCUAAAACAGAUACCUCAUAUGCUUUUUGUUUUCUUUGACUGAAUUAUUUGUCUAUAUUUAAAUAUAUAACAGAUAUUGGUUGAAGGAAAAAAUUUAAAUAUUCAUAUACAUACACACACUCAUAUACACUUUGAUAUAUAUAU